Molecule: messenger RNA, 315 nt
Organism: Didymodactylos carnosus
Lineage: Eukaryota; Metazoa; Rotifera; Eurotatoria; Philodinida; Philodinidae
Source: the annotation of a GenBank genome assembly
AUGAUUGACCACAUGGUCUUUAAAAAAUUGUCACAUGAAAAUGCUGCAUAUUCAAAUGAGAUCACAAAUAAGACUGCAUUGAUUUAUGAAUAUUCGACAUUUUAUGCAACAUCACAUCAUCUUGGUUCAAAAGUGACUGUUGUUGAAAAUAUGUCAACAACACAUAAUGUUCAUAUGAAUAUAACCAAUGCCCAAAAUAUCAGUCUUUCUCGUCGUUCAUUGAGUACAAAUGAUUUUAUUCCACCACAUCAUCGUCAAUUGAUUUGUAUUAUUGAAUCGACAAAUCAAGAAGGCUGUAUUGCUAAUAUUUCUUGA